AUGAUUGCCGGUAUCGACCUUGUAGCAAGUUGCCUGAGAAGGUUCACCAACGAUUUAAAAGUACACUUCGAAGAUAAAGUAAAUUCCAAUGAACUCAUAGAUCCAACAAAAACCAAUCUAAUAUCAUCAGAACAACCACAAUCAGAUCGAGUCGAAUCGGACAUUGUACAAAAGGGCGAGCAGCUAUCGUUUCCAGCGCACCUAGAACAACAACCUAAUCCAUUCCCAGUUCUUCCAGCACAAGAACAACAACAAGAAGAUAACUCUACUGCUAAACAUCAUCAACCGUCUGUUAUGCAACACAAACAGGAACGCCAACAAAGAUCAAAUUGUGCUAUUAUAAUUGGUGCAAUUGUAUUUUUUGUUGGAUUAUUUUCCGCUGGAUUAGCUCUUCCUCAACCACGAUUACUUAAAUACAAUGAUGGUUCUCUACGGACCACUGCUAUAACCAUUGGUUCUAUUGCUGUGAUCUUUCUUGCCUUUGUCGUUUCUGCUUGGUCUCAGAACAACAAACAAAAAUCAAAAAAAUAUGGCGAUAGCUUAACAAGUACUAGUAGUUCAUUAGAAUCGGGACGAAGUACAUUAAAUACUAUAUCAUCGUCAUUAACAUCAUUUGAUUCAUCAAAAUCAUUACCCGCGUACUCGAACAUCCGUUUUGCCAAAUGUUAG
Messenger RNA from Didymodactylos carnosus, 669 nucleotides. Lineage: Eukaryota; Metazoa; Rotifera; Eurotatoria; Philodinida; Philodinidae. The record is from the annotation of a GenBank genome assembly.